CAGUGAGAAGUCUGUCAAAUCAAACUCCGGAAGUAGCGAGAAAUCUGUCAAAUCAAAAUCCGCAAGCAGUGAGAACUCUGUCAAAUCCGUAAGUGCCUUGAACGAUGACGAUUUUCUACCAUCAGAUCAAUUUGAUGAUAGCAAUGACGAAAUGCCAAAAGUUCCUAGUUCCAAAUUGAGAAGGAGGUGUGCCGUGUGUCCCAAAGAUAGUGUUUCUGAUGGCAGGGGAAGGUGCUUCAGGUUUAACCAAGCUGCAUUGUCAAAUCAGAACGCGCAAGAGUCAUGUAUGCGUGAUGGAGGAGUAUUGGCGGAUAUAAGAGAUGGUCCAACGUUGGAGUUUGUCAGAAAAAUACCAGGUUCACCCGAGGGAGACUUUUGGCUUGGGACAUCUUCUGACCCUCUUGCCAUCACGGGCUAUUACACGAACUGGUUGAAAGGAGAUCCUCCUUCGUCUGGAAAUCCCGAGGCGAAGUUGGAUUGUGGAGCUGUAGUUCCUUCCUCAUUGUUCAAAUGGGAAGCUAGACGAUGCUCGGAGGAACAAGCAUUCAUAUGUGAAAGAAAUCCAAUGUUAGUUACAACAACUAUUACAACAACGAAUUCAGCUACAACAACAGCAACAACGACUACAACAACGAUUUCAACAACAACUUCAUUUAACACUGAAUCACGUCCAAGGUCCACACUGCCAAUAAACGAUGAUGUGGACAAUCGCUCUCCUUCCACAGUAUUCUCAUCAACAGAAUUACCAUCCACAACUGUAGCAACGACAACAUUAUUAACAGAAACACAAUCCGAGUCAAGGACAACAGCAACAGAAACAGAAACACAGACUAAGUCACCCCCAAGGCCACCACCGUCUAUGAACGAUGAUGUGGACAAUGG
This is a messenger RNA of Owenia fusiformis, 882 nucleotides long. The record is from the annotation of a GenBank genome assembly. NCBI's taxonomy places the organism in Eukaryota, Metazoa, Annelida, Polychaeta, Sabellida, Oweniidae.